UUAUUAUUAUUAUUGUUACUAUUAUAUUAUAUCCGUCGCCGACCGCGUUUUUUUUCGCCGUUUUUCGUACCCGCUCGCCCUACUGUACACACGACGACGGCGAUCGCGACGCGCCGUCGCGGCCUGCGCCUGGGCCGACGCUGCCACCGCCGCCGCCGCCGCCGGGUUUCCCGUCGCCCGCGUCAUACCCGUAUUAUACGGCGUACGCGCGCGAGCGUUAUCUGAUGAUUCGCGUUUCUCUCUGUGAACCGCCGCCGCCGCUGCCGCCGCCAAUAAUAUAUCCUCGUGGUGUGGGUGCCGCCGACGGUAUUCACAUUUUCUGCUUCGCUGCAGUGACCGUCUCCGCAGCUGCCGUCUCGGCCAUCGCUCUCUCCGCCACCGCGAGUACCUGAUACCAUAAAUAUUAUGUUAUUAUUACCGUUACCGUAAUACCGCAUUCGCGGCCCGUCCGAGUGCGCGUUGGCCGACCACGAAAACAUAUAUUACUAUUUGAUAUUUGUACGCUGCAAAGUCGACGUCCGUCGUCGCCGUGGUCGUCGUCGCGGCCGCAGCAGCCGUCUCCAUAGUAGUCUGUACAGUGCGAAUCGUGCGCGCGCGCACAGUCCGUCGUCGUAGGUGGAUGAGCGCGCACGGACGGCGCGUAUUCCCGCCGCCGCCGCCGCAUUGACAAACAAACAAGGAUACCGUGGUCAUGUUCUGUACGUGGAUAUGCUGAAGGAUAUUCACAGUCCAGGAUUGGCUGCCGAUCCGGAGGACGGCAGCAACGGAGCUUGUUGCGCCGGUUGCGGUAGAUCGAUAGACGACCGUUUCUACCUGUCCGCUGUGGAUAUGUGUUGGCACAUAGGGUGUUUGCAAUGUGCCGAAUGUAAACUGCCACUGGACACGGAACUUACGUGUUACUCUAGGCACGGCAACAUCUACUGCAAACAAGACUAUUACAGGCUGUUCUCGAUAAAACGCUGCGCCCGGUGUCAGGGCGGUAUCGGCGCUUGCGACCUGGUGAUGAGGGCCAAGGACCUCGUGUAUCACGUGGAGUGUUUUGCGUGUUACGCGUGCGGUGCGGUCCUGUGCAAGGGCGACUAUUACGGGGUGCGGGACGGUGCGGUUUUCUGCCGCCCUGACUACGAGCGGCUCAAGCACAGGGACAUGGCGUGCGAUCUGGAGCCCAUGUGCAGUCCCCCCCGGGCGGCCGGCCACCACUGGCCAUCGGCGCACAAGGGUCGGCCCCGGAAGAAGAGGAACGUCCAACUGCUGUCGUCGCCCAUGACGACGGCCGAUUGCAACGGGCUCACGGAGCUCAACGUGCUCAGGAUACCGCAGUCGACAUUGGAAGUCAUGCAAGCCACCGACCUAUCUUCUUCGAUGGAAUCGCUGACUUACGAAACGUCCAGCCUGUCCUCACCAACAAACUCCUCGACGAUGGGCACCACCGGUGGCAUGUCACAGCAGCAACAUCAACAAGCACGAACGAAGCGCAUGCGGACGUCAUUCAAACACCACCAGCUGCGUACAAUGAAGUCGUACUUCAACAUCAACCAAAACCCAGACGCCAAGGACUUGAAACAGCUGGCUCAAAAGACAGGACUGUCCAAACGAGUGUUACAGGUUUGGUUUCAAAACGCCCGAGCAAAGUGGAGAAGAAACAUUAUGAGGCAAGAGAACAACCAAAUGGUGACCAGUUCCAUGUCGAACCAGAACCAGAGUGCGCCGUCCGACCCCGAUCUCAUCAGGGGACACACCCAGACAUCGCAGGGUUUAAACUUUGUUGAUCUCUUUUGAUUUCACAUUCAUAAAAUCCUGGUGACGAUACAUGGCAGUGUCCACCUACGAACGGACGUAUAUAUAUUAUAAUGUUACAUAUUUACAAUUAAUCGUCUUCACUCGAAUAUUAUACACAGGAGAACGAUAAAUCAAUAAAUAUAUCAUACUACCAUAUUCUUACAAAAUUAUUUGUGCCGUGUCAUAUAUAAUA
Messenger RNA from Myzus persicae (green peach aphid), 1972 nucleotides. RefSeq names its product LIM/homeobox protein Lhx2-like. Gene Ontology annotation, cellular component: nucleus. Bases 709 to 1779 code for a protein of 356 amino acids. The transcript is spliced from 6 exons. Gene Ontology annotation, molecular function: RNA polymerase II transcription regulatory region sequence-specific DNA binding; DNA-binding transcription factor activity, RNA polymerase II-specific. NCBI's taxonomy places the organism in Eukaryota, Metazoa, Arthropoda, Insecta, Hemiptera, Aphididae. Gene Ontology annotation, biological process: neuron differentiation; regulation of transcription by RNA polymerase II. The record is from RefSeq and is a predicted model, not a curated record.